Molecule: messenger RNA, 1895 nt
Organism: Diabrotica virgifera virgifera (western corn rootworm)
Lineage: Eukaryota; Metazoa; Arthropoda; Insecta; Coleoptera; Chrysomelidae
Product: guanine nucleotide-binding protein-like 1
Exons: 7
Coding region: 84-1829 (581 amino acids)
Molecular function (GO): GTP binding; GTPase activity
Source: RefSeq, a predicted model, not a curated record
UUUUGACAGCUAACAGCUGGUAAAAUAAAAGUAAAUAUUUAAAUGGUCGGAUUUUUGAGUAAUAAUUUUCAGUUUGCUUUAUAAUGCCUCAAGGUAGAAGAAAAGUCCCAUUUAGUGGAAAGGCCAAAAAAGAACAACUCAAAGCAAAGAGACAAUCUAAACAAGGCUCCCGAAACACUCCAUUUCUUCUUAAAAAACACGACGAAGGUGAGACUUCGGGUGUUGAUGUCGAAAAACUGAACUUUCAACCAACAAGAGAUGGAGGAUCCAGGCCGAACAGAUAUGCAUUGCAAUUUUUUAAAGAGAGCCAACAAGAAGUCUUGAGGCAGAAGGAGAUCGCAAGACACAGCUUGGAGCCCAAAGAAGAAAAGGAUUUAGAAAUAGAUGGAAGUGAGUACUUUGAUAAAGCUUUAGAUUUUCCGAAGAGGCCACCAUGGGAAUAUGGAGUGGAGAAGAAUCAGCUAGAGGCACAAGAACAUCGUUACUUCACGGAAUAUAUCAAGAACAUUCAAGAGAAAUAUGACUGGAAAGAGUUAAGUCUAUUUGAAUUAAAUCUGGAAACAUGGCGACAACUAUGGAGGGUUCUGGAAAUGUCAGAUAUUGUGUUGUUCAUAGUUGAUAUCAGAUUCGCUGCACUAAUGUUUCCUCCAUCAUUAUACGAAUAUGUAACUGAUACACUAAAGAAGAACUUUAUAUUAGUAAUAAACAAAAUAGAUCUAGCUCCUCCUAGUUUGGUAGUGGCAUGGAAGCAUUAUUUUAAGGAGAAGUACCCAAAUUUGCACAUAAUAAUGUUCACAACAGUUCCUGGAUACAAUUUGCAGGGCAAGCAGUCAAAUGUUGCAGGUCUUCAAGUAAGAAGAAGGAAAGGCAGAAUACGCAUGGCAGCCGAAGGUGCCCAACAGAUUCUAGAAUCUUGUAAGAAGAUCGUCGCUUCUCAAGUAGAUUUAUCUUCAUGGAGCAACAAAAUUAAGGAGGAGAUGAAUGUUGAGUACAACGACCAAAGCGAGGAUGUCGACAUAGGAGAAAUCGUUCACACCAAAAACGUGGACACCGAGUUUUUCCAGUACGAGAAGUUUAACAAAGGAAUACUUACUAUUGGAUGUUUAGGCCAACCGAACGUGGGGAAGUCUUCAGUGAUGAACGCUUUGAUGGGAAAGAAGGUUGUUAGUGUAUCUAAAACGCCUGGGCACACUAAACAUUUUCAGACCAUAUUCCUCACGUCCAAUGUUAGACUUUGUGAUUGUCCAGGCUUGGUGUUUCCGUCCAAAGUUACUAAACCGUUACAGGUGUUGAUGGGAAGCUUUCCAAUAGCGCAGUUGAGGCAGCCAUUUACUACUGUUAAGUAUAUAGCUGAAAGACUGGAUCUAGUGUCCAUUCUGAAGAUUGAGCACCCCACCAACGAUGACACUUGGUCAGCUAUGGAUGUAUGUGACGGAUGGGCGAAGAAGAAAGGAUUUUACACCGCAAAAGCAGCCAGAUUGGAUUCUUAUCGAGCUGCUAAUAGUUUGCUGAGGAUGGCUCUGGAUGGAAAGAUUUGUCUGUGCCUCAGACCCAUUGGUUACUCAGAUAAGCAAGAUUUCUGGAAACAACAUCCUGAUGUUAAAGUUGUAGAAUGGAUCCUAGCAAAAUCUGAUGUUGAAACUGAAGAAUGCACAGCUUAUGACAGUGAUAGUUCCGAAGAAUUGCCAAAAAUAUAUGGUGUAAAUCAACAGAAAGUUGAAGAGUCCAAUAAGAGUCAAGAUGAGACUGAUACAGAUAGUGAUGAAGAUGAUGAAGAUAUUAGACUUACUAAAAAUAAAUUUGCAGCUUUAAGUGCAGAUUUGAACUGAUUUGUGUAAUACAUAUAUUAUGUUCAGUCCUGUUUUUAUUGAAAAUAAAAUCUUUUUGUUAUUUUU